Acanthamoeba castellanii str. Neff is the source of this 657-nucleotide messenger RNA. RefSeq names its product ribosomal protein L24, putative. Bases 1 to 657 code for a protein of 218 amino acids. Lineage: Eukaryota; Discosea; Longamoebia; Acanthamoebidae. The record is from RefSeq and is a predicted model, not a curated record. Gene Ontology annotation, cellular component: ribosome; mitochondrion. Gene Ontology annotation, biological process: translation. Gene Ontology annotation, molecular function: RNA binding; structural constituent of ribosome. The transcript has 5 exons.
AUGCUGCGCGCCGGCUCUCGCAACCUCCGAUCCAAUCAAAUCAAAAACCCCAUUACAUCAUGGAAGAUCGUCCGCGGAGACACUGUGCAAGUGAUGCAGGGGGCAGAUCACGGAAAGAAGUCGGUGGUCAUUAAAGUAUCUCGAAAGACCAACCGUGUUGUCGUGCGAGGAAUCAAAUUGGCCAAGCGCCGGAUCAAGGCGACGGAGGAGUCGCAGGGCGGCUUCGUGUACCGAGAGCAGCCCAUCCACUACUCCAACGUUUCCCUCGUCGACCCGUCCGAUGGCAAGCCGUGCAAGAUCUCGAUGUCGUACCUGGCGGACGGCACGAAGGUGCGAGUGUCCAAGCGCACGGGCACCGUCAUCCCCAAGCCCGCCGAACUCACCGCCAAGCGCUUCAAGAACUACCUCGAUGGUGUGAAGGACACCAAGCCGGAGGUGGUGACGCUGAAGACCUUUGAUGAGACGUCGCUGGUACCGGAGCUCGACGAGCUCACCAUCGCCAAGGUCCACGAGAAGCUCCUCCUGGAGAAGGAGGAGGCCGAGCAGAAGAGGCUGGCCCGCGAGCAGGCCCGCGUGGCCUACGGCUUCAGCUCCUCCUCCGACGAACCCCGCAACGUCGGCAGCGACAGCAAGAAGGAGGAGGCCGAGGUGGUGUGA